UGUCGGUAAAGUUUGGGAGGUACUUCAGUUCGAUCAUGGAAACCUAAAUACUGUGUUCCCCUAGCCAAACACGAGGAGACUGAAUCCGGCCGUGUGUUUGUUUUUUCAAUAAGUGACUCUCUACCUGUUGCAUUGCAACCGCAAAGUGUGUUCCCUCAGUGAUUAUGACUAUGUUAUCUCAGAAACUGUAUCCAGACCCGGUGACUUCCGCGAUGUCCGGCGUCAACAUGAGUCCAGCCAUGACACCGACCUAUAGUAUGAACUCGAUGACCUGUGUGUCGAUGAACUCAUGUUCCCCGCAGAGUGGAGGGUUUCCAACCAACAUGCUUGCUCCUGGUGGUGGUGCGAUGGCUUCUAUGCAGAUGAACGGUAAUUCUAUGUCUUCCGGUAGCAUGGGUUAUACUAAUAUGAAUAGUAGUUGCAUGGGCACGAUCAACUACAACAGUGGGUUAGGCGCUGUCGGUACCAUGCCUGGUCCAAGGGUUGAUCUGGCUAACGAAGGAGGAUCACCCAACUCCGCUGCACUUCAACGGGCCAGAGCGGACAAGUCAUACAGACGCUCCUACACUCACGCCAAACCACCUUACUCCUACAUAUCUCUCAUAACAAUGGCUAUACAGAAUUCACCUUCGAAAAUGCUCACUCUGUCGGAAAUUUAUCAAUUUAUCAUGGAUCUCUUUCCCUUCUACAGACAAAACCAACAGAGAUGGCAGAAUUCCAUCAGGCACUCGUUAUCCUUCAAUGACUGUUUCGUUAAGGUACCUCGGACACCCGACAAACCUGGGAAAGGAUCUUUCUGGACUCUGCAUCCCGAAUCAGGUAAUAUGUUUGAGAACGGCUGUUAUCUCAGGCGACAGAAGAGAUUUAAAGACGACAAAAAAGAAGCGGCACGACAAUCCCAUAAGAGUGUUUCACCACAUCAUCAUCAUCAUCACUUACACCAGCACGAAGACAAAAAGGACAAAUUGGACAAGACUGAGCUCGGCCUCGGGAAUCAAGGCCCACUCAUGAAGGAAGCAGAUCCGAUGGCAAGCCUCUUACACGGUAGCGGAUCGGAAAUCUGCCUCCAGCAACAAGAAGCGGAGUUGUCAGCAAUGGUCAAUCGUUGCCACUCUCACCAUUUGACCGCUACCCUCGACCAUUACGGUCAUCACCUAAAGCAGGAGUACCCACCAGCUUCCUCUCACCCUUUUUCUAUAACAAGGCUCCUGCCGGCUGAAAGUAAAACCGACAUAAAGAUGUACGCAGACAUGCAGUACGGAUACUCGGACACCACCUACUACCAGAGCUCACUGUACCACAGCCCUCCAGGAGCUGCUGCUUUAUGACAAUACCCGUUGACAGGGUAAGAUAUCCAUGUUUUGUCAUUGGCCCCUCGCUCAUUCUCUUUGUUCUACUCUAGCGAUGCUAACUCAUUUCGCAUAGCCUGAAUAUUUUAUUUCAGUUUAGGUUAUGGUUUCUAUUUUCAACUACAAAUUCCAUUCUCACACAUUAUGUGACUUGUUUUAAGGGGUUCCUUAUAAAUUAUUUAUUUAUAGUUGAUCCUGUUUUUCCUUUCUUUUUAUUAAUUAAAGCCAAUGUUGAUUGAUAAAUGUCGGAUAGUUGAUCAUUUAAUUUUAUAUCAUAAUAAUAGCAUUUGACAGUAGUAAUUGAUCAGACCUGUAGAGGCAAUAUUAAAGCUGAUAAACUUGUAUCACGAAUGCUAACUUUUAUUAUUUUAUUUUGAUAUUCUUGGUAUGUUGAAAAACUAUUUUUGAUCAUAUUUGAAUCAUAGUUUUCUAUGAAUCACGCUUGUUGGAUGAUUUUAAAAUAUUUACAUACUUUUCUUUGUUCUCAAUAAAUAUGUAGAUAAAAAUGGAAUCCAUUUGUCACUUAACAUGAUGUGUGUCAGAAGCCUAUAAGACAUGACAUUUUUAUAAAUAGUUGAAAUGGAAAAUAGAAUGAAUACCCCAAGUCCUCACUAUAAAUCGGAAUCUGUGACUCUCUAAUAAACUGGUCAUUCCGUCCAAUUGAUUUACCCGUAGCUAUUGUAGAUAGGAGGCUUGCGAGGGGCCACAUACCCCGGUCGAAGAAGAUUGCAAGGACAGUUGUACAUAGCCACCGCCACUUAUGGCCAAACGAACUAUGUGUACAUUUUUAAUGCUAGCAUUAGAUCGGGGACCUUAUAAUAAUAAAUUUUUAGUUUUCCGCAGCAGUGCGCCUGGUGACCAGCAUCUUCUGUUACAUCUCCAUGUCCUUCAUUAGCUCAUUACCUAAGAAUCGAAAUUGUUUUAAAUCCGAUUUUAAUUUUUCUCUUUAUGAUUUCUGUAAAUCUGAAUGUAACAAAACUGUUAUACUGGUCAUCCUAUGCGUGAUACUGCAUAUGUAUGUAUAUAUCAUCAUGUAUGAACAUAUCCAUGCAUAUGAUUUGACUAUGUGAGUGUCUAUCCAGUGUAUUUGUGAGAACGCGUUUGUAUUUGUGUGUAAAUAAGAUAAUAUCACCUUAUAAGAAGAAACAAUGAUCUUUAUAUAUAUUAUUUAAUUAUUUUUAUUUUGUAAAAUCUCAAAGUGAAUUGUUGCUUGAAUCUCUUUUUGGGAUUGUAUGAAUUUGAAGUGUAAUAAUCUUAAAUGUGUUCCAUUGUGCAUGUAAAUGAUAUCUGGGGUUACCCUGAGCUUUGUAGAAGAGCCUAGCCUACGACACACAUUCAGAUAUUUCAGAGCACGUCUCUAUAAAGAAUACAGAUGAGUUUUAAAAUAAUAAAAUAACAUAUAGAUUAAACAAUAGUUUAUAUCGAAUUAUGAGGUUUUUAAACAUAUAUUUUGGAUUUAAAUCAAUAUCGGCAAUGUUUUAUUUCUUACCGCUGUUAUAUUAUCACAUAUAAAUUUUGAUUGAUUGUUCAUUUUCAUUUUCUAGGAAGUUUAUUCCUAGGUUUAUAAUUGCAGAUUUGGAAGUUAGAUAUCUAAAUAGCGGCUCUGGGCAUGUUCUGUCCUACUGCCAAGCGUAUUCCAUUACUGCUCUUAACUGGAUAAUGAAUUAAUUGAAAAAAACUAGAUACUUAAUUGCCGUUGUAAAUAGCCUAAUUAUGUUGGAACAACGGCGGAUAGGGAUCCACUGUAUUAUGGCUGGAGUACUCUGUGAAUCCCUUAUCCUCGGGAAAAUAACAAUAAUUCAAAGUGUAUCUUAAAUCUCAUAAAGAUUAUAUCUCAUGUAUAAUUUGUAAAUUUCAUUUCGAUGUUUAGAUAUAUAAAUAUAUAAAUAAAAUAUAUAUAUACAUAUAAUAUAAAUAUAAGAAUAAAGUAUAUAUUGUUUUUUAUAUAUUAAUUUGUAAAUAUUUGGUUUUAUUGAACUAGUGAAUGUAACAACUAUAGUCGUUUGUGAAGAAGAGUUACCUAUAUGAAUAAUUUCAGUAAAAUGAACGUUUAUUGUAUGAAGCAGUGUUUUUUCUUUAUGUUACCCUGCAACAUUAAAGCAUAUUAAACAUUUUUUAAAAAAUAAGCUUCUCAGUUGUUUGGGCAAAGAUAAGCAAUUGGGUUUUAAAAUAAUUGAAAACUUUGCAAUAAACGUAGGGGACUGUUCAGAAUCCGUUUUAAUGUUCUUG
Molecule: messenger RNA, 3578 nt
Organism: Nezara viridula (southern green stink bug)
Lineage: Eukaryota; Metazoa; Arthropoda; Insecta; Hemiptera; Pentatomidae
Source: the annotation of a GenBank genome assembly